Culex quinquefasciatus (southern house mosquito) is the source of this 1677-nucleotide messenger RNA. RefSeq lists its product as uncharacterized. The record is from RefSeq and is a predicted model, not a curated record. Lineage: Eukaryota; Metazoa; Arthropoda; Insecta; Diptera; Culicidae. Gene Ontology annotation, molecular function: nucleic acid binding; zinc ion binding. The coding region runs from base 1 to 1677 and encodes 558 amino acids. The transcript has 3 exons.
AUGCCGCCGAAGAUCGUGCCAUCGACCUCCAAGGCUACCCUUAAACAACUUCAAACCAAACUGAAGAGUCUGCAGAGCUCGUUCAACAUCAUCGAAAAGUUCAAGAAUGAGUUUAAGGAGGACACCACUGCCAACGAGAUCACUGUCCGGCUUGAGCGGUUCGAUGAAUUGUGGGAGCGAAUUGUUGAAUGUUCUUCUGAAGUGGAAUGCCAUGACGAUUAUGUUGCGGUGGAAGACCACGUUCGCCUACCGCAAAUCAAGCUUCGCACUUUCGACGGGAACAUCGAUGAAUGGUUCAGCUUCAGGGAUCUCUAUUCAUCUCUCAUUCACUGGAAGCAGGAACUACCUGAGGUGGAGAAAUUCCACUAUCUCAAGGGAUGUUUGGAGGGAGAAGCGCGAUCACUAAUCGAGCCAAUCAAGAUCACCACACGGAACUACCAAGUUGCUUGGGACUUGUUGCUGAAGCGGUACAACAACAGCAAGCUGCUGAAGAGGAGACAGGUUCAAGCUCUUUUCAAGCUACCUGUUCUCACCAAGGAAUCGGUUACGGACUUGCACAGGACGCUCGACAGCUUUCAGAGGACGGUGCAAUCUCUGGAUCAGAUUGUCCAACCUGCGGACUAUCGGAACUUGCUGCUAGUCGAGAUUCUGAGCUCUCGUUUGGAUCCUUACACCAGAAGGGGUUGGGAGGAGUACACUUCAACGCAGGAGAAUGACACGCUGGUCAAUUUGACGGAUUUUAUCCAGCGUCGCAUUUCGGUUCUGGAAUCACUUCCACCAAAAUUAUCCACUGGAACUUCAGAGAUCGACAACACAAAAGUGUCAGGCGUGUUCGAGUCGCACUAUCUUCACACGUGUCCGACCUUUACGAAAAUGCCGAUAAGCAACAGAGAGUCACUGAUUCGAAGCCACUCGCUCUGUCGGAACUGCUUGCGAAGCGGACAUCUCGCCAAGAAAUGUCAAUCCAAGUAUUCCUGCUGGAAAUGUAAGGGACGUCAUCAUACGAUGCUGUGCUUCCAUGCGGAGGGAGCUGCCACGCAGAAUCAGACGGGAAAACGGGUUUCGUCUGAUGGGAGCGGUCCGUCGACCGCUAAGCCUACUGAAACUUCUUCAAACUCGGCGAAUACGGACUCGGUGUCAUCCAACGCGGCUACCGGUCAGUCGUCUAGCAUCCUCCUCGCGACUGCGGUUGUACUUGUCGAGGACAACGAGGGCAACACCGUCACCGCACGCGCGCUGCUGGACUCUGGUUCUGAAUGCAAUUUUAUUGCGGAACGACUUUAUCAACGGUUGAACGUGUCUAUGCAAAAGGUUGACGUUUCGGUCGUUGGCAUUGGACAAGCGGCCAUGAAGUCCAAGCGGAGUAUACAAGCUGUCGUAAAGUCUCGGACAUCUCCCUACAAUCAGGAGAUGAGUUUUCUGGUAUUACCGAAGGUUACUGUGAACCUACCCACAGUUUCCAUCAACACUACGAACUGGAAAAUUCCGGACAAUGUUGAACUCGCUGAUCCGACGUUCUUCCAUUCACGGGUUGUGGAUCUGGUACUCGGCAUUCAACAUUUCUUCAACUUCUUCCAAACGGGAAAGGCGAUUCCGUUGGGCAACGAAUUGCCGCGACUCACCGACUCGGUAUUCGGUUGGGUUGUUUCUGAGAAGUGUCGUCACCAUGUAGCUUGA